UGUCAUCAUCAUUGUUGUUCGAAGAAGAAUAAUUCAAAUCAAAAUCAAAAUCAAAAUGUUAAAAGUUUAUUGUUUUGGUAAUACAGAAAAUGGUGAACUUGGUCUUGGUGCUAUUGAAGAUGAACAUAUUUUAAUACCAAGAAAACAACGUUUACCAUUUGAUCGUCGUAAAUAUUCAUUAAUACAAUUAAGUUCUGGUCGUAAUCAUACAUUAUUAUUGUUAAAAAAUAUACAAUUAGAUCAAAAUGUUGUAUUUAGUUGUGGUUCAAAUGAUCGUCUGCAAUUAGGUCGUAAUGGUUCACGUAAAAAAUUAGAACAAAUUGAUGGCCUACAACAUCAUAAUAUUGUUAAAAUAUCUUGUGGUUCAAAUCAUUGUCUUGUAUUAUCUGAAGCUGGUCAAUUAUUUUCAUGGGGUUGUAAUCUUUUUGGUCAAUUAGGUUUAGGUAAUCGUGAAGAAUAUGAAAUUUCUAAACCAUCAUUGAUUAAAAAAUUAGCACCAAAACAAAUCAUACAGAUUAGUUGUGGUGGUAAUCAUUGUCUUGCAUUGGCUAAAAAUGGUGAAGUUUAUUCAUGGGGAUCGAAUGCAUUUGGUCAACUUGGUCUUGGUAAUUCGGGUUAUUGUCUUAGUACACCAAUGUUAUUGGUAUCAUUACAAUGGACACCUGUACGACAGAUUGCUGCUGGUGGUUCACAUUCGGCAAUAUUAUCCUGUACUGGUGCCAUUUAUGUAUGGGGUAAAAAUGAAUUUGGUCAAUUAGGUUUAAGUGAUUGUGAAAAUCGUUGUCUUCCAACAUUACAAAAAUCACUUCGUAAUCAAAAAAUUGCCUACAUUAAUUUGGGUGAUGAACAUUCGGCUGCAUUAACCUAUGAAGGUGGUUUGUUUACAUGGGGUGCCGGAAUGUAUGGACAAUUAGGACAUGGUCGUAAUACGAAUGAAGUUUUACCAAGAAAAGUUUUCGAAUUGAUGGGUGUAAAAAUUGUUCAAGUUUCUUGUGGUCGUUGUCAUACAUUAGUAGUUAGUAAACAAGGACGUGUAUAUUCAUUCGGUUUAAAUGGAUCCGGUCAAUUAGGUAUCGGUAAUACAUGUUCAAAAUAUUUACCCAUAUCGAUUCGUGGACCUUGGAGUGAAUUGGCUACUAAAGAUAUUAUUGUUCGUGAUAAUCAUCGUUCAUUAUUAUUGGUCGAUGAUUCUAUGGAACAAAAUCGAUCAGAAUUUGGUCGAACAACAACAACAACAACGACGAAUGAACAAACAGCAAAUGGUUCAUCAUCAAACAUUCACCAAGCAUCUGAUUCAAUGAUGGAAGUAAAUGAAAUGGAAAUAAUAAGUGAAGAUUGUGAAGAAGAAAAUAUUGAUAAUCAAGAUAAUGAUGGUGAUUUUAUUAUUGAAGAACCAGAAGAUGAUCGUUUUGAUGAUAAUAAACAACAACAACAAAAUCAACCAUUAUCACAGGCAAAAUUUGUAUGUGCAAAUGAUACUGUAUUUGAUGAAUCAAAUUUAUCAUUACAGAUUGAUGAAUAUGAAAGUGAUCCAGAUUCGGAUCAAGAAGAAGGACCGAAUCGUUUACAAUAUAUUUGUAAAGAAAUUAUUGCCGGUAAAGGUGAUCAUAGUUUUGUUAUUGCACAACCAUAUAUGGAAAAAAUUUUACCAAAAGAUUUAAGACAAUCAAAUUGUGAUGAUGAAAUUGUUCGAAUGAAUAAUCAAAUAUUUGAACAAUUUUCAAUGAUUUCAAAUGAAUUAUCAAUACCAUUAGAUAUUAUUGAUUAUAUUGAAACAAUAUUUACAUCAAUACCGGCAAUCAAUGCAAGUUUUCUUUGUUCAUCAACUAUUGAAACCACCAACAAUAAUGAUGAUGAUGAUCAGAAAAAUAAUCCGAAAAAGAAUAAUGAACGAAUUAAAUUACAAAAAUUUAAACAACAAGAAAAUAUUGAAUUCGAUGAAUUGAUUAAUUUUCAUGAUGGUUUAAUUAAUUGGCAACAAGCAUUUCAUUGGUUUAAUAUGAUUGAAGAUGCACAAAAUGAACGUAUCAAUGAAUUAAUUUAUCAAUUUCUAAUGAAAAUGAUACCAAAUUUACCCGAUUUAUCUAAUAUGUAUAAACGUUUUGCAGUUAAAGAUGUUGAAAAAUUUAAAAAAGAUUUUCCCGAUUCGAUUGAUGAAGAAGUAAUGCGUAUUUAUCAAAUAAUACCAUUAUUUCAUAUGUUUCAUAUGCCAUCAUAUUGUGAACGAUCACAAUUAUUAAUAACAUCAUAUGCAAGAUCAUUGAAUACAUUAUCUGAACGUGGUAUUGAUUGUAUGAAAAUAUGGUGGUAUCAUAUGAAUUCAAGAUUUUUUAAAAAUCUUGUUGAAAUUUUAAAAAAUAGUAUAAAAUUAAAUCUUUAUGAACAAUAUUUAAAUGUUAUAAAACAAGAUGAUAAUAAUGAUGAUGCAAAUUUACGUUUUGAAUAUAAUAUUGAACGACAAUCAGGUUUUGGACGAUCAAUUCCAGCUGCUACAAGUUCGGAUAAUAUCGGUAGUUCGGUACCAAAAUUUCCUAUAUCACAUCAUAUUCAUUAUAAUUUAGCUACAUGUCUUGGUGCAUUAAAACGUUUAUAUUUGGUCAAUAAAUUUAAUGGUAAAAUUUCGUAUAAAGAAUUCUAUAUUAAAGGUAUAAACGAUUGGUUUGAUUUGAAAUAUGAUUAUACACUUUGGAAAUAUAAUCGUAAAACAAAACCAAAUAUAUUUUUUCUUUGUAAUUUUCCAUUCAUUUUUGAUCCACCGGCUAAAACAAUAAUAUUGAGUGCUGAUUCUGAAAUUCAACAAAAUUCUGCAGCACAUCUGUCCAUACGAAAACAGAUACUCAUGUCAAGACCGGAUCCUGAUGGUACUAUUGCAGUAAAUCCUUAUAUCGAAAUCAAUGUUCGUCGUGAUAAUAUUGUUGAAGAUACUAUACAUCAACUUUGUUUGUUUAGUAAUUUUCAAGAAGCUGAACUGAAAAAACCAUUUCGUGUUUAUUUUUGUGGUGAAGAAGCUGUCGAUGCUGGUCGUGGAAUGAAAAAAGAAUUUUUCCUGUUAGUCAUGAAAGAAAUGCUUGAUCAAAAAUAUGGAAUGUUUGUUGAAUAUAAAGAAACAAAUACUAUUUGGUUUAGUCAUAUUUUGGCUGAUGAUGAUGAUGUUAUGUAUCGAUUAGUUGGUACACUUUGUGGUUUAGCUAUCUAUAAUCAGGUUAUAAUCGAUUUGCCUUUUCCAUUAAUAUUAUAUAAAAAAAUUCUUAAUGAAAAUCUUGAACUGGAUGAUCUUGUUUAUUUGGAUCCAAUUUUAACCAAAAAUCUUAAAGAAAUUCUUUCUUCCACUUAUGAACCAGAUGAAUUUAAUGCUAUAUUUGGUGAAAUGACAUUUGUCAUUACAUUAUCUGCAUUUGGUUCAAAUGUUGAAUAUGAACUUUGUCCAGAUGGUAAAAAUCGACAAUUAACAUAUAAAAAUCGUGAAGAAUAUGUUGAAUUAUAUUGGAAAUAUUUAUUAAUCGAUUCGGUUAAAAAACAAUUUGAUGCAUUCUAUAAUGGUUUUAUGAAAGUUUUAGAUAAAGAUGUUUUGCAAAUAUUUCAAGCUGAAGAAUUAAUGCAAUUAGUUGAAGGUGAAGAUAUGAUCGAUUGGAAUGAAUUAGAACGUGCAACACGUUAUAAAGAACCAUUUGAUAGUAAUCAUCCAACUAUACGAUUAUUUUGGAAAGUUUUUGGUUCAUUUUCUGAAGAAGAAAAACGAAAAUUUUUAAAAUUUUUAACCGGUUCUGAACGUAUACCGAUCACUGGUGUUAAAUCAAUGGAUAUACAAAUUCAAUCAAUGAAUGUAUCUGAAGAUCAUUUACCAGUAGCACAUACAUGUGUACAUAUAUUGGAUCUUCCAUUGAAUUAUAAUUCAGAAAAUCGUGAAGAAAUAAUGAGAAAAAAAUUAUUAAAAGCUUGUGAUUAUUGUAUUGAAUUUGCCUUGAUAUGAUCUUUAUCAGAAAAAAUAUUUAUUUUC
Dermatophagoides pteronyssinus (European house dust mite) is the source of this 3997-nucleotide messenger RNA. RefSeq names its product putative E3 ubiquitin-protein ligase HERC4. Gene Ontology annotation, cellular component: cytoplasm. Gene Ontology annotation, molecular function: ubiquitin protein ligase activity. The record is from RefSeq and is a predicted model, not a curated record. NCBI's taxonomy places the organism in Eukaryota, Metazoa, Arthropoda, Arachnida, Sarcoptiformes, Pyroglyphidae. Gene Ontology annotation, biological process: ubiquitin-dependent protein catabolic process; protein ubiquitination.